Psylliodes chrysocephalus is the source of this 588-nucleotide messenger RNA. Lineage: Eukaryota; Metazoa; Arthropoda; Insecta; Coleoptera; Chrysomelidae. The record is from the annotation of a GenBank genome assembly.
AUGGCUACUACCAAACAUAAAAAAAACAUGCUUGGAUUCUCAGGAACUAGCACGUUGAGGGAAACAGAAGCAGAAGCUAAAACACGUCCAACUCCAGAGACACCCAUAGCGACAGACUCUGAGUCUGAAUCAGAUACAGAAAACUCUGCGUCAGAGGCAGAAAACUAUGCUUCAGAUGCAGAAGAGUGGAAUGAUCUAGAAGAGGCUAAAGGAAAUUGGAAUACAACUAAAAAUAAAAAUUGCAAUGUUUCAUCUACAAAACAAAAGUCUCACCCAAAAAAACGGAACUUUUCAAAUAAAUGGCUAGAUGAUCCAUUAACAAAAGAUUGGAUCAUGAAAUCGAAGGAUCUAAAACGAGGCAUCUACUUCGCAUGCUGUAAAGUGUGCAAAGUAGAAAUAGUACCUCAUCGUACCGGACUUAGAAGACACAGAGAUUCUGCAAAACAUAGGUAUCUUAUGAACCAGGUGGUUACAACAAAAAAAAUCAAUAACAUGUUUGGACAAAGUAUUGAACUAAAAGUAAAAGCAGCGGAAUUAAAAUUAGUUGGACUAUUAGCAACAAAUGUAACGGUCCCAUUUUUACCUUAA